CGCGAUCCCUGAAGGGAUGCAUCCGGAGUACUAUCGUGACCUCGUCACAAGAAGAGAUUAUGCUGAGGAGAACAGAAAGAUCUUUGCCACGGGGUUUUGGAAGUAUCCUCCGUCGGAGGAGACGCUGGAAGCAGAGAAAGGCGGGCUGGGACGCAUGUUCUCUCCCUUCGAGCAUGGAGUGAAGAAAGGCGGGCCUCAGAGUCCGUCUGCUCUCGAGUCGGAGGAGAAGGGACCGCAGCUCGGGCAGAAGCUAGACCGGAAGCCAUGGCUCACCAAGUUCAUCGCCAAGUCUGCUUCGAGGAACCCGCCGAAGAUGCCAGCCUGCGCCUCCUACUUCACCUCCCCCACCGUGAGCUCGCGGGACGAGCAGGCGCCGGAGAAGCCUUACAGCACGCUGGAUGCAGCCUACUUGAGCCCUACGUCCUUGAGGGGACAGCGAAGCUUCUCCUCCGAAGGGUCUUGGCUGCUCACUAGGGACAAGAGAUCUUCACUCAGUCUAGAGAAAGAAAGAUCCAGCUUCUUCUAAACACUCUUGUG
Molecule: messenger RNA, 537 nt
Organism: Guillardia theta CCMP2712
Lineage: Eukaryota; Cryptophyceae; Pyrenomonadales; Geminigeraceae
Exons: 7
Coding region: 17-526 (169 amino acids)
Source: RefSeq, a predicted model, not a curated record